Messenger RNA from Aaosphaeria arxii CBS 175.79, 2202 nucleotides. Its product is annotated as gamma-glutamyltranspeptidase. The record is from RefSeq and is a predicted model, not a curated record. Bases 314 to 2107 code for a protein of 597 amino acids. The transcript has 3 exons. NCBI's taxonomy places the organism in Eukaryota, Fungi, Ascomycota, Dothideomycetes, Pleosporales.
GUUCGCCGUAUUCGGAGCUUUGAUUAUAUCGUAGCAUCAUUACCAGUUCCUACCUAGGUAAGUACCUAGGUAUCACUACAUGCCGACGUGACUCAAUUACCUGAUAAAUCACUGGACGUUUGUUGAUAUUUUAUAUUUUGCCAUCUGUUCUCUUCAUACAAUCACAGUUACACCCGUUUCCUUCUCAGAUACAGCUAUUAACAAAUUGAAAAGCAUCAGUGUCACGACUUCAAGAACCCCGCAUUAUUGACGCUGGUUAACUCUCCCCCACCAACAACUCCACGAGCUUCCCCAUAGCAUUACCUAAUUGAUCAUGGCACCCAACGUCUACCCACAUCCUGAACCUCAAUUCAUACAUUUCCCCAGUCGGCGUUCCGUCGUGCACAGUACGAAGGCAGUCGUCUCUUCGACACAACCACUUGCCACGGCUGCUGGGUUGGACAUUCUGAGGAAGGGUGGAAACGCUGCGGACGCCGCUGUAGCCGUCGCUGCAGCCAUCAAUGUCACAGAACCUGGAUCAACCGGCAUCGGCGGCGAUCUAUUCUGUCUAUUCUAUGAGGCCAAGACGAAGAAAGUGCAUGCUCUCAAUGGAUCAGGUCGUUCGGGACAGAAUGUCACGCUCGAGCAGAUCCGCAAAGAUUUGAAGAUCCCAGACGGACAGACUGGGCAGAUCCCAAUGGACAGUGUCCAUGCUGUUACUGUUCCAGGAGCAGCGGCAGGGUGGGUCGAUGUGGUCGAGAGGUUCGGCAGCGGAAAGGUAUCUCUGGAGGAGGUCCUAACGCCUGCUAUUGAACUUGCGGAGAAGGGUUUUGCUGUUUCUGAACUUUCUGCCACAUUCUGGGCACACAGCGAGUCUGCAAUCCGAAAGGCCUCGCCAAACGGCGCCGAAAUGCUCAAGAAAGAUACCUCAGCACCAGGUGGUGCAAGGGCACCCAAAGCAGGUGAAAUUAUGAAGAACCCAACCAUAGGCAACACUUUCAGACUUCUGGCCAAGCAUGGCAAAAAGGGGUUCUAUGAGGGUGAAGUCGCUGAACAGCUCAUCAAAGUCGUCACCGACCUUGGAGGCCACCUCACGCUCGACGACCUCAAGCAUCACGCCGAAACAGGCUCUGAGCCAGUCGACGCCAUAUCGCUGAAAUACACCGGCCAAGGCGUCGGCGACAACACCGAAGGCCACGGCAUCCAACUCUGGGAGCACCCGCCCAACGGCCAAGGCAUCGUCGCUCUCAUGGCCCUCGGCAUAAUCCAAGAGCUCGAAAAGCAAGGCAAGAUCCCCAAAUGGUCCCUUUCAGACCACAACAGCACCACGCACCUACACGCCGUCAUCGAAGCCCUCCGCAUCGCCUUCGCCGACGCCCACUGGUUCGUCACAGACCCCAACGUCGUGAAAGUCCCCUCCGCAGACCUGAUAUCGCAACCCUACCUCGCGGACCGCGCGAAGCUUUUCGACGCAUCCAAAGCCGCCUCGGCGCCCAUCCACGGCUCCCCCGCCCACCUCCAGAGCGACACCGUAUACUUCUGCGCCUCGGACCCAGACGGCAACGCCAUCUCCUUCAUCAACAGCAACUACGGGGGGUUCGGCACCGCAAUCAUCCCCAAGGGCUGCGGCUUCACGCUGCAGAACCGCGGCGCGAACUUCAGCCUCGCACAGUCCGGUCACCCUAACGUUCUCGCCCCGCGGAAGAGGCCGUACCACACUAUCAUCCCGGGCCUCAUCACCUACGCGAAGGACCAGAGUCUGCACAGCGUGUACGGCGUAAUGGGUGGCUUCAUGCAGCCCCAGGGCCACGUGCAGGUCCUACUCAACCAGGAGGUCUUCAAGUUGAAUCCCCAGGCCGCGCUCGACGCUCCGCGGAUCUGUAUCGGAGCCGGCAUGCCCAGUGACGAUGGGACGAUGACGGACGCGACAAUCUAUGUUGAGGAAGGCAUUGAUUCAAAGGUCGUGGAGGAGUUGAGGGCGCUGGGACACAAUGUCGAGCAGCUCAGUGGGUAUGCGAGGGGCAUGUUCGGGAGGGGCCAGAUUAUCAGGCAGCAUUUUGAUGAUGGGGUCAUGGUUUGGAGCGGCGGAAGUGAUCUGAGAGGCGAUGGUGCUGCUGUGCCACUAUAAUCGUCCCUGAGAGAGCUAUAAAUCCGGACUUUUGGUCUUAGUUUUCCAGCGGCGAGGUCACAUAAUGAGACAAUGAGAAUUGAACAUAGCCGUCU